Molecule: messenger RNA, 1623 nt
Organism: Miscanthus lutarioriparius
Lineage: Eukaryota; Viridiplantae; Streptophyta; Magnoliopsida; Poales; Poaceae
Source: the annotation of a GenBank genome assembly
AUGGCGGUGGGCCCCCCUGUCUUGGCGGCGGCAAGGUGGAUCGGCAUCCGGAGUUGGAUCCGGCCGUGGCUGAGUCCUCCACCGGCGGCGGAUCGAACGGCGGAUCUGCGUGCUCCCGGUCGCGCCGCCGCCGCUCACUGGGGUAGCCCGUUGCACGCCGCCGCUAGCAGCCGCCCGCCCGGGAGCUUGACCUCGCGCCUUCACUCCCGCAGGGGACCCGCCGAGGCGCGAGGGAGUGGGGGCGGCGGAUCCGGUGGGCGUCGGCGUGGAGGAGGGGAGGGGAGCGGGGGCGGCGGCGUUCGGGACGUGGGUGCGGGGGCGUGGGGAAGCGUGCGGUCGAGAGGGGUACCCCAGGUUGGCGGCAUACUAAGUGUUUCUGGUAGUGGUUGGGGGCCGGCGUUGUGCAUCAUGAACAGGGGCGAGGAGCAACAACAACUCGAUCUGGAGGACAUUCUGGGCACCAUGAGCACUGCUGCUCCCCCUGCAGCCGUCCCCGCAGCCGCCGGUGAAGAAGUGGCUACUGCACCUGCAUCAUCGGAAGCAACAGCAGCUCCCUCGACGAGGAAGCAUAGGAACCCGAGCCUGUACGCCAACGUACCUGCAGCUGAGAUAAUUGACUCGCUCCCCCUGGAGACGCGGCUCAUGGUGCGCCGUCGGCAGUAUGGAGGCUUCUGGCAAGCUGAGUUCCUACUCAAGGGCAUGGCUGCCGCUGGCACAUGCUUCGAGCCAGAAGCAUCAGACAUCUUCCUCGCCAGCUUACCCAAGUCCGGUACCACCUGGCUCAAGGCCCUUGCCUUCGCGACGCUCAACCGUGCCACACACUCGCCGUCCGACGGCCAACACCCGCUCAACCACCGGAACCCGCACGACUGUGUCGGCUUCCUGGAGUUCAUGAUCAUCCAGCAGCAGCAGCAGCACGACGACGCCGGUGCAAGGGGUUUGUAUGAGGCCCUCCCUUCUUCUCCACGGCUGUUUGCAACACACCUUCCCUACUCCCAGCUUCCCCAUGCCAUCACGGAGGAGGGUUCCCGGUGCCGGAUCGUGUACAUAUGCCGGGAUCCCAAGGACGUGCUCAUCUCCUACUGGAACUUCUACAAGAAGGUGGCAGCGACAGCAGCCGCCACUGCCGGUGGCGACGGCGACGGCCAGGACUCUGCAGGCGUGACCAAAUUCGAGGAGGCUUUUGAGCUCUUCUGUGAGGGACGGUUCCCCGGAGGGCCACACUGGCUGCAUGCCCUAGAAUACUGGCACGCGAGCCAGAGGAGGCCGGACCAGGUGCUGUUCCUCAGGUACGAAGACAUGCUGGGAGAUCCGGUGGGUAACCUCAAGAAGCUAGCAGCGUUCAUGGGGUGCACCUUCUCUGAGGAGGACGUGGAGGAUGGGGUGGUGGAUCAGAUCGUGGAGCUGUGCAGCUUGGAGAAUCUCAAGAGCAAGGACGUCAACAAGAACGGGAGUACACGGCUGGGCAUCAAGAGUGAGUCAUUCUUCAGGAAGGGGCAGGUCGGCGACUGGGAAAACUACAUGACCAUGGACAUGGCGGCGAGGCUGGAUAAGAUUGUUGAGGAGGCCACCCGAGGUUCUGGGCUCACCUUUGGGGACUCCUCACUCCUCGGUCGAGGUUAA